AUGGCGGCGUCCAGUGUGUUCAAACCAGGCUUGUUUAACCACAAAGUUGCAAUAGUCACGGGUGGAGGCACCGGGAUCGGUAAAGCCAUCUCUGCAGAGCUGCUGGAGUUAGGCUGCAAUGUGGUGAUCUCCAGCAGAAAGGCAGAGAGGUUGGAGGCAGCAGCGGUGGAGUUGAGAAAAAAGAUCCCCCCCUCUAGCCCUGCCACCGUUACAUCUCUACCAUGUAACAUCCGCAGUGAGGACGAGGUGAAGACUCUUGUGUCGUCAGUGCUGAAGAAAUACGGCCGUAUAGACUUUUUAGUGAAUAAUGGAGGCGGUCAGUUCACCAGCCCCGUGGACCACAUGUCGUCUAAAGGCUGGAAGGCUGUAGUGGACACCAACCUGACAGGGACAUUUCACUGCUGCAAGGAGGUCUACAGCGCAUGGAUGAAACAACACGGAGGUGCCAUCGUCAACAUCAUCGCUGACAUGUGGAAAGGUUUCCCAGGCAUGGCCCACACAGGAGCAGCGAGGGCAGGAGUGGAUAACUUAACGAAGAGUCUGGCCAUCGAGUGGGCGUCGUCAGGAAUCCGAGUGAAUGCUAUUGCUCCUGGCACAAUUUUUUCCAAAACUGCAAUGGAAAACUAUAAAGAGUAUGGACCCAUUCUGUUCAAGAUGUCGGUUCCUUUUAGUCCUGCAAAGAGACUCGGAGUCCCAGAAGAGAUCUCCUCUGCUGUGUGUUUCCUGUUGUCUCCUGGUGCCUCCUACAUCUCUGGAGCCACACUGAGGGUUGAUGCUGGGCAGAGUUUGUACCACUCCACCUUUGAGAUACCCGACCACAGCGCAUGGCCUGAGGCUCCAGAGGGUGAGAACCUGGACUCACUGAAGGAACUGCUUGACCCAAAAAGCAAACUCUAAUGCAGACAAGUGGCAUAGUCUGAAACUGUUAAGUAAUGGCAAUCUAACCAUUACUCAGAUCAGCACUAAUUAUAGACAGACACAACUGCAUUCAUAAAAACAAGAUGCACAUUCCCCAUUUUUAUGAUACCUUCUACGAAUAAUGUGCAGAAAUGUAUAUACAGUAAUAAACAGAAAUGUAUGAUUAUUUUCCAACUCUAAUUAUUUGCAACAAACUGUUGAAUUGAAUGUAUAUUUUUUGUUUAUUUUACAUUUGCUAAGAUAAUUUUUCUGCAUGAUUGUAAAAAAAAGUGUUCAAAUGUAGUCAUAGCUGUAUUAUAUGUGCUGUUUCAGGGUCAUUGAUUUCAUACGAGAAUUUUAUCAUGAUUACUUUUCUGUUCCUUGUACCUGGUUCCUGCAGCAGCAACAGAGUAUGUCUCUUUUGUCAACCAUCUGGCCUGGCCUGACUGUGAUUCUUUGUUAUGUUGAAACACUACUAUCUUUAAGAAAUGCAAUAUAAAAGAGUAGAAUUCAAUUGAAUCGUUGUAAUCCACAGGUUUGUGCCAAAAUGUACAGAUUCACUGAAGCCUUGACAAGUGAUGCCUUGUAGAAACUUUAAUGAACUGUGAUAAAAUGUUUUGUUUGACAUCUAGAUAUAAAACAAAACUGACUUGUUUUUUUUGUUUUUUUUGGGGGGGGGGUGUAGAAAAUAUGUCGUUGUAUUGAAAAUAUAAAGUUGAUUAGAAAACUAAAAUUGUCUUGCAUUAAAAUGAUAAAGCUUUGUUUAACAAAAAUCUGUGAAGGUAAUGUAAGCCAAUGUUUUAAUUUGGGUAUUUUCAAGCAAUUCUGAAGCCAUGUAUUAAUAAUCAAAUUUUAUUUAUAUAGCGCCAAAUCAUAACAAAAGUUAUCUCAUGAUGCUUUACAUAUAGAGCUGGUCGAAACCAGACUGUUAUAACGUAGGGAUUUAUCAAUACAGUGAUUUACAGUGUGGUCUUCUGAAAGGUUUAAAUUUACAAUCAUAAAUCUGUGGUACCUGUUUAGUACUGAAUUAAAGAUUCUGUAUUUUAGCUUA
Molecule: messenger RNA, 1948 nt
Organism: Sphaeramia orbicularis (orbiculate cardinalfish)
Lineage: Eukaryota; Metazoa; Chordata; Actinopteri; Kurtiformes; Apogonidae
Gene: pecr
Product: peroxisomal trans-2-enoyl-CoA reductase
Exons: 8
Coding region: 1-897 (298 amino acids)
Biological process (GO): phytol metabolic process
Cellular component (GO): peroxisome
Molecular function (GO): trans-2-enoyl-CoA reductase (NADPH) activity
Source: RefSeq, a predicted model, not a curated record